Messenger RNA from Hydractinia symbiolongicarpus, 1857 nucleotides. RefSeq names its product transcriptional regulator ERG-like. Lineage: Eukaryota; Metazoa; Cnidaria; Hydrozoa; Anthoathecata; Hydractiniidae. Gene Ontology annotation, biological process: regulation of transcription by RNA polymerase II; cell differentiation. Gene Ontology annotation, molecular function: sequence-specific DNA binding; DNA-binding transcription factor activity, RNA polymerase II-specific. The transcript has 7 exons. Bases 189 to 1604 code for a protein of 471 amino acids. Gene Ontology annotation, cellular component: nucleus. The record is from RefSeq and is a predicted model, not a curated record.
UAUUGUUUUCGUAUUGAAUAGGAACAGCGGAGUUGUUUGAAAAAUUAAUUAAAUAUUUUGUUCGAAGCACGAAGAAAAUAGUUUACUCAAUACCACUGAAGACUAAGUUACAAAAACAGAAAUACAGACACGUAGCAUAUAAAGAUUAACCUGAAAGGUGGUUCGUGAUUUUAAAUCAAACACAAAAGAUGUUUCCUGCUUCUGACUUAAACUCUAACGUAGUUCCAGAUCCGACAGCAUAUGCUCAGGAAGCACUUUCUAUGGGCUCUAUGGAUGACCAAUCAUUAUUCGAUUCAUACGACAAUCAAAAAGUGCCAUCAGGAAAGCCAGGAAAGGUAUCAGAUGAUCCCUGGUCGAAAAAACGUUCCAUUGAUUCGGAUUUCGAUGAUUUCCAUAUCCCACCAAAACGACCAAAUUUAUUGGAGGAUGUUAAACCAGAGAUUCAAGAAACUGCUGACGAUAAACGCGUCAUUGUCCCUGCCGAUCCAAUGUGUUGGACAAAUGAACAUGUCCGACAAUGGGUUCAGUGGGCUAUCAAAGAAUUCAGUUUGAAAGAUGUCAACAUUGACGCGUUUACCAUGACUGGACAAGAGUUGUGUAAAUUCACUCGAGAAGAAUUUUUGAGACUUGCUCCAGCAUAUAACGGUGACAUCUUGAUGGCGCAUCUGUGCGUGUUGAGAAAAGCACCUCUACCGAACUUGACUACAGAAGACAUUGACAAAGCCUUAGCGCCACCGCUGAGUCAUCAAACGUCAGCAAAAGUACCUGGAUCCUCUUAUCCACGAACCACAGAAGGCCGAACAACGGAGGGUGACAAGAGACCAUGCUCUCCAUCUGUGGGUGGUUAUUCAAGAAGCGUUCCAGUGGCACGAGCUGACGGCAGUGAAUACUUAGCCAGUUGCGCAUUCCAAGCUUCGUCAUCUACAACGUCAUCAUCGACGUCAAGCACAUAUCAAUGUCGUGAUUCUGUCGUACCCAGCAAACCAUUCGAAAGUAGUUCCGCUGCUCACAGUGAAUACGCACCAUCGUGUCCCUCACCUAAGCCAGCGAGUUUGCCGCCGACUACAACGUCACACGGUGGCAGUGGCCAAAUACAAUUAUGGCAGUUUUUACUCGAAUUACUCGCCGAUCCUGCUAACGCAAGUUUUAUUGCAUGGGAAGGCAACAAUGGAGAGUUUAAACUAACCGAUCCUGAUGAGGUUGCACGACGUUGGGGUGAACGUAAAAACAAACCCAACAUGAAUUACGACAAGUUAAGUCGUGCUCUUCGUUAUUAUUACGACAAAAACAUCAUGACGAAAAUCCACGGUAAACGAUACGCUUAUAAAUUUGAUUUCCAAGGACUUGCUCAACUAAACCAACCUAUUACAUCUGACGCUCAAUUACACGCUGCCCAGGCUGCUGCUGCUGCUUAUCGAGGGGAAUACCCAUUCUACAGCCCGUACGGACCAUCACCAGGCUCACCCUACGGCUAUCCAUCUUCAACCUACCCACAAUGCUAUUCUUCCGUUCAAUCUCCAAAUCAAUACGGAUCUUACCCAAGUUGGGGCAGACCAUCGUACCCUCCAAGCAUGUACCGACAGUCAUCGGUACCGUAUUUUUAAUUUAAUAAAUCAAUAAUAUAAAAAACAAAAAACGAUGUUGUUGUUACAGUUUUCUUUGUUGGUUUUUUCCGACGCUAUAACUUUUCUCAUUUUAACUGAGGUAUUUUUUUACGACACGACGCAAUAGAUAUCGACACGAUAUGACGGAUAAAUUUUAUAUAUAUUUUGGCAAUUUUUUUAUUUGUAUUAUUUUUAUAAUGCAUGUGUUUUUCAGAAGAUAUUUUAUAACAGAACAGUUUAAAAUACAAACAAA